CGCAUGCGUGUUACAUGACAAUUGACGUGUCUUUAGUUUUGGUUGAAUCGAAUCUGUUAAUAACUUAAUCAAAAAAAUAUUAAAUAAAAAUCGUAUUUUUUAAAAUAAAUCAUGGCCCCUAAGGAAAAACCGGAAGCCGCGAAGGUAAAAAUCAACAAAUGGGAUGGAUCUGCGGUAAAAAAUGCUUUAGAUGAUGCUGUUAGAGAGGUGCUUAUUACUAAUUUUAAGUACAAAGAAAAUCAUUCCCUCAUGGAUGGGAGAUUAUUUAUUUGCGGAAUUGCUGUUGGUGUGGCAAUGUUCGCUUUGUUAUGGGAUCAUUUAUACCCAUUUCCACAAUCGAGGCCUAUUCUUAUAUUUUGUGUUACCACUUAUUUUGUAAUGAUGGGGAUCCUUACUCUUUACACUACUUAUAAGGAAAAGGGCAUUUUUGCUGUUGCUAUACAAAAAACUGGUUCAAAAGAUAAUGUAUGGGAAGUCAGUUCAGUACUUAAAAAAUAUGAUGAUAAAUAUAAUCUAUCUUUGGCAUUUAUCGAUGGAAAAAAUGGGAAAAGAAGAGAAGCUUGCAUACAAAAAAGUGUAGCGAAUUACAUUGAUGUAAAUGGCAGUAUAGUACAAGAUCUGGUUGAUACAGAAGUAACAAAACUGCACAAUUCUCUUUUAAAUGAUCGUAAAGAUAACUAAAACAAUACCUUAAAGAAGCAUCUCAAUUUUUUUUUUAAAUAAAUGCAUUUAUUGUAACUUAAAACUUAAAUUGAAUACAAAGAUUAAA
This is a messenger RNA of Onthophagus taurus, 769 nucleotides long. It is a transcript of the gene Spase25, whose product is annotated as Signal peptidase complex subunit Spase25. The record is from RefSeq and is a predicted model, not a curated record. Lineage: Eukaryota; Metazoa; Arthropoda; Insecta; Coleoptera; Scarabaeidae. Gene Ontology annotation, biological process: protein targeting to ER. Gene Ontology annotation, cellular component: membrane; signal peptidase complex.